AUGAAUAAAGNUCGAAAAGAAUUGUACGACAUGAUUAAUUAUACUAGAAUUAUCGUUUGUAUUAUUGUUGUAAGAUUAUCUAUUUGUUGUCAAGCAUUCAACAUGUUUUAUGUUUAUCCUGCUGUAGAAGAAGGAAAAACUUACGAGCACGAAGCACUGUUUUGCAGCGUAGAAUUUGGCAUUUUCUUUAAUUUAACUUCGGGUGGAAUAUUGUAUGUAACUUUUUCACUUUUUUUACUUGCAAUCAUAUUAAUGAACAUAUUCCAGAAGCUAUCGAAAGAUCUGCAACUACUCAAUAUGAAUCAUCCUAAUUUGGAAACGGAAUUAGAAGUAAUUAUGACACAACACAACGAACUUUGGAACUAUGCGAAACAAUUGAAUGGCCCAUUCAAUUACGUAUUGACAAUUUUGUACAGUUCUCUAAUAGCAGAUACCAGUCUACUGAAUUAUAUUUUAAUUUUUUCGAAAAUGAAUUUUGCAUUAAGAGUUUUCAUGUGCAUCUUUUGUGCUGCAAUAUCAAUUGAUUGUAUUUUAGUAGGACUUUUAGCAUCCGCUUUCACAUCUAGUAUGCAUACAUCGUUUCAAGACAUUCGAAGAUUCGCACAAUGCGAUUUGAAAUUGGAACAGAAAUUAAAAAUUGUGAAUUUUAUGAAAAGAUUUGGAAAGGCGUCUUUAUGUUUAUCUAUCAACGGUUUCUUCGACGUUACCAAGAUGUUUCCUAUUAGUUAUCGCCCUUACAUCGCAAUGCCAUAUUUCAUCAAUUCAAUUUUCAAUACGGAUCAAGUGAGUUCGAGUAGAAAAAGAGAGAAUGGAUGGUGUAAGAAAGAACACAACGAAACAGAUCAAACAUUAAAACUUUGGAAGAUUUACUUCAUGGAUUGUACUCUGGGUCUUUAG
This is a messenger RNA of Centruroides sculpturatus (bark scorpion), 897 nucleotides long. RefSeq lists its product as uncharacterized. The transcript is spliced from 4 exons. The record is from RefSeq and is a predicted model, not a curated record. Bases 1 to 897 code for a protein of 298 amino acids. Lineage: Eukaryota; Metazoa; Arthropoda; Arachnida; Scorpiones; Buthidae.